AUAUGCAAAAAUUUUCUUUCUCGGUGAAAAUCCGGCAGCCCUCGUCCCUCUUUCGCGCGCGACUCUGGAACGGCGCCGUCGCCGCCACCGUCGAUCCGAUGGAGAAGAAGAGAAGAGCGGCCGUAGUGGUCCUCGGCGACAUCGGCCGCAGUCCUCGGAUGCAAUUCCACGCUCUCUCCCUUGCCCGCCAGGCUGAUUUAGAGGUGGACAUUGUUGCCAAUGGAGGAAAUGAACCCUAUGUGGCCAUCAAAGAGAAUCAGUCCAUCCAUCUGCACGAAAUGAAAUCUGUGUCCUUUCAAGCCCUGUCAAAGAUAUCAAGUGCGCUGUCUCUUUUAGUGAAGGCAGUUCUGCAAUUUAUUAUUUUAGUUUGGUUUCUGUGCUUUAGAAUUCCUCGUCCGGAUAUUUUCCUUGUGCAGAAUCCGCCAUCUGUUCCAACACUUGCUGCAGUUAAAUUUUCCAGCUGGUUAAGACGGUCAAGCUUUUUGAUUGACUGGCACAAUUUUGGGUAUACUUUACUGGGUUUGUCCCAUGGGAGAAGUCAUAUAAUUGUGAAAAUCUAUCAUUGGUUUGAGAAAUUUUUUGGGAGGAUGGCAGAUGGAUCCUUAUGUGUUACACAGGCAAUGCAACAUGAGCUUGCUCAAAACUGGGGAAUCAAAGCAACUGUCCUCUAUGACCAGCCUCCUGAAUUUUUCCAUCCUGCUUCAACUGAGGAGAAACAUGAGUUGUUUUGUAGGUUAGGGAACAACAUCUGUCAUCAAGACAACAUAUGUGAUUGUGUUUCUUUUGGAGCUGAAGGCCUGAAAGGCUGUACCUCAGUCCAUGUAAUGGACAGAUUAAGCCAAAGCAUGUUUACUGGCCAGGUCGGCAAUGACUUUUUCUUGAAGCCAAAUAGGCCUGCGCUUGUGGUUAGCAGUACCAGCUGGAGUCCGGAUGAAGAUUUUGGUAUGCUUCUUGAAGCAGCCGUUAUGUAUGAUAGGCGGGUUGCUGCUGCCUUAUGUGAGGAUGAUUCCAUUGAGGAUGAAAAACUUUGGAUGGAUAUUUGCAAUGGAAAGCAGUUCUUGUACCCUAGGUUGUUGUUCAUCAUCACUGGUAAAGGGCCUGAAAAAAGGAAAUAUGAAGAACAAAUAAAGAGAUUAAAUCUCCGACGUGUGGCUUUCCGUACAAUGUGGCUUUCAGCUGAGGAUUAUCCUUUAUUGCUUGGAUCAGCGGAUCUUGGCGUGUGUCUACAUACUUCCUCAUCUGGUUUAGACCUUCCAAUGAAGGUUGUUGAUAUGUUUGGAUGUGGGCUUCCUGUAUGUGCUGUUUCCUUCUCAUGCAUUGAGGAGCUUGUGAAAGUUGAGAAAAAUGGCCUUCUCUUUUCAUCACCAUCUGAGCUUGCUGAUCAGUUCAUGAUGUUUUUCAAAGGCUUCCCAGAUCAUUGUGAUGCUCUCAAGUCAUUAAGGGAUGGAGCAUUGGCCACAUGCUCCACUUCAAGAUGGUCUACCGAGUGGCAAACACAUGCAUUACCACUUAUAACACAGGUUAUUUCGGGGGAACGCCGGUGAGAUUUCAGUUGCCGUGCUGAAACAUCUGUUGAGCGUCGUGAGCUGGAGUAAUGCACUGAACCUUGAUGUUCAAGUAAAUGGAAUCGAUUAGCGAUCAUCUGAAUUAUAUAUCAUAUUGAUAGAGAUGUCACACACCGGAAAUUUUUAGUAUGCUGUUAAAAACUGGACCAGGCCUUGUAUUAGUUCUAUAUUUUUGCAAACCAAAUCAUUUGUUUAAAGCAGACGUUUAGUAAAAUCAAAGGUCUUGAAUAAGUUUGGUGGUGGUUGUUAAAAACAAAUUUCUUGUGUUAUUAUGAAGAUAAAUGUUCAAAGUGGUUGUCUCUGCCUAAUGUUGUA
Messenger RNA from Dioscorea cayenensis subsp. rotundata (Guinea yam), 1880 nucleotides. Its product is annotated as UDP-glycosyltransferase TURAN. Gene Ontology annotation, molecular function: mannosyltransferase activity. The record is from RefSeq and is a predicted model, not a curated record. Lineage: Eukaryota; Viridiplantae; Streptophyta; Magnoliopsida; Dioscoreales; Dioscoreaceae. Gene Ontology annotation, cellular component: endoplasmic reticulum. The transcript is spliced from 16 exons. The coding region runs from base 3 to 1544 and encodes 513 amino acids.